CCCAUCACGCGCCAAAGUUGAACAUCUCUCGUCCCAGCAUGUUUUCGCGCCUCUUUCAACGCGUCGCACUGCGACCUCUUUCACUCAAUGUGUCCAGCGUCGCGCGGACGGCCGUGCAGCCCCUAUCAGGCGCGAUGCCGCCCAUGGUUCAUACGCGUUCGCUGAUGGCCACGGCCUACCUCGCGAUGCCAGCAGCGAAGAGCACCGUGAAAAAGCCAGCAGCCAAGAAGACUGCGACUACGACCAAGAAGGCUGCCGCAACAAAGAAGACUACCGCAAGCAAGACGACUGCAACAAAGAGGAAGACUGCUGCAAAGAAGACUACGACUGCGAAGAAAGCCAAGGGCGUGAAGCCCAAGAAGCGCGUUUCCAGGAUUGCAGCGAAAGCGAAGGCUGUUAAGAAGCCAAAGAAGAAGGCGGCCAAGCCCAAACCCAAACCCACACUUCUGAAGAUGAAGAUACCCAAGGACCAGGAGCCUCCCAAGGGUCCUGGGACCGCGUACAUCAUCUUCGUCACAGAGUAUUUCAAUACGCAUAAAGCAGAAGGGUUGGCCAAUGCGCGAAACAGAGUUAGCGAGGCCGCCAAGGCAUGGCAGCAGCUGUCGGACGAAGAUCGCCAGAAAUACGAAGACCUUCGGCGAGAGAAAGUUCAACUGCACAACAUCGCGCUGACGAAGUAUAUGGAGACGGUUGACCCGAAGAUAUAUCGGGCGCUGACCCUACAGCGAAGGGCGAAGGGAAAGCCGAGUUUCCGUAUUCCUGAGGCUGUCAAGAGCGCAAUUGAUAGUCCUCCGAUACGAAACCCCUAUGCUCGCUUUGUGGGCGAAUACGCAAAGACCAUUGAGACACCCGCAGACCUGUCUGGCCUUGCGAUUGGCCGGUAUCGUUUCGAAGAGGCUGCGAAGAAGUGGAAAACCAUGAGUGACAGCGAGAAGCAGAUUUACAAGGACGCAACCGAAGCGGAGAUUCGCGAGUACGAAGCUAAGAAGGAGGCCGCCGUUUAAGUACUUGACGCCGAUUCUCAUGUUGAUGGGCUCCAAAGUGUAGAAUAGUUCAUUGUCUCCGAUC
Molecule: messenger RNA, 1068 nt
Organism: Laetiporus sulphureus 93-53
Lineage: Eukaryota; Fungi; Basidiomycota; Agaricomycetes; Polyporales; Laetiporaceae
Exons: 5
Coding region: 39-1004 (321 amino acids)
Source: RefSeq, a predicted model, not a curated record